Molecule: messenger RNA, 806 nt
Organism: Mangifera indica (mango)
Lineage: Eukaryota; Viridiplantae; Streptophyta; Magnoliopsida; Sapindales; Anacardiaceae
Exons: 1
Coding region: 143-661 (172 amino acids)
Source: RefSeq, a predicted model, not a curated record
CUUCACGCUCUGCAUCAUUACCAUCACUGCAAAAUUAAACACCAAUCAUCUUUUAAGCUUUGUUCUUUCUUCUCGAAAUUACAGCUACAAAUUCAAACUUUUUUCAGCUUAGUUCUGCUUAUUUGCAACUAUCACUAAGAAGAUGCCGAAGAAAAAUGGUGAUGUUUCUCGUAGAGCAUGGAACUUGUUACGUGCAGCAUUGUUAUGGGCAAGAAAAGGGGGAUUGUUUAAGAGACGUUUGAUGAUGGAACUACGUGUGCUUCCAAAAUUCAUCAGAAGUUUAGGUCACAAUACUCCACCAGACCAAAUUUAUUAUGGAGAGCGGGAGCUUUCCUUUGACAAGACACCCAUUUUCAAAGUGAAGAUGCAUCGUCUAGCUUCCAUGAGAUUUCUUAUUCCUUGCAUAGACCCGCCAGUUGACUUUGAUUAUGAUUUUGAUCUUGAUGAUGAUGAUGAAGAUGGAGAUGGUUACGAUUAUGGAAGAAAGAGUUACUUGGAAAAUGAAGAACAAGUAGUAGAAGAAGAGAAAAUUCCAUUAGAGGAACAAGGAAUUGAUCUGAGAGCGGAGGAGUUCAUAGCUAAGUUUUAUGAACAAAUCAAAAUGCAAAGACAGAUUUCAUAUUUGGAGUACAAUGAGAGCCUAAAUAAAACCACAACUUGAGUUCACCAUCUGUUUCUUCUAGUAAUUUGUUCAUUAUUUCGUCAUUUUGUAGAUAAAAGCUUUUAUUGUGCUCAACUGUUUACAAAUAAACCAUUUAUGUAUGUAUUUUCAAGAGAGUGAAUAUAUAAUUCAUUAAAUUAUUUAA